This is a messenger RNA of Exophiala mesophila, 1815 nucleotides long. RefSeq lists its product as uncharacterized. Gene Ontology annotation, molecular function: protein binding. The record is from RefSeq and is a predicted model, not a curated record. Bases 30 to 1571 code for a protein of 513 amino acids. The transcript has 2 exons. NCBI's taxonomy places the organism in Eukaryota, Fungi, Ascomycota, Eurotiomycetes, Chaetothyriales, Herpotrichiellaceae.
GUCGAAAUGGUGCGGUCGCGGCCAACAAAAUGACCAAGAGAAGAAGACAGAGCGACGAUGGAGAGAGCGAUCGUGCUGUCGUGAAGAAAGGCCGAAUCGGCCCAAAGCGCACCCUUGCAAGCCUCAGUGAUGAACUGAUUGUGCGCAUCUUAUCCUACCUGCCGGUCCAGGAUCUACUCCGAAUGGAAGGGACAUCUAAGCGCUUUCAACCCCUUGCCAAUGACGAUGAGGUCUGGAAAGGCAAAUACUAUGACGCAUGGAUCAAGAGUCGAUACCGCCGUCUCCCCCCUACACAGCGACCGGAGAAGAGCAGACAACUGGCCAAAGCAGUGGAGUGGUUGGAACACUCUCAACGAGUCAAAUCGAGUGCGCCGACCAACUGGAAACGCCAGUACAAAAUCAAGAGCAAUUGGCAUGUAGGAGCGGCUCAGAUCAGGGAAGUGCAGGUCGCACCAUCGACUGUGCCGCCGGUGAUUGGAAAAAUGUUUCAGAAUCAGCUCUUCACUGUUGACAGCACUUCUGGCCUGAGAUGUUGGCAACAGCAAGACGGAACCAGGGUCUUACGAGCGCAUCAAGAGAUCGAGGAAGGGGCCCAGCCGACCUGCAUGGCAGUGGAGGAAGAAGCGCAGGGGGGGAUCAAUAUCCUCGUUGGCUUUUCAGAUGGCCGUUUCGCACUAUACCGGUUGACACAUAGUCAGCACCUGUCCCUCUUAUUUUCGCAGCAGUCCGACGAUGGUCCUCUGGUGGCGGUGGAUUUGGCCAUGCCAUUUAUCAUGACCACAUCGAUUACGAACUCUUUGACCAUCUACUCAUCCGCUUCUUUCACAGCAGGGGAGCCAAUGAGCCUACAAGCGCUCACAAAGCUGCAAUCUGAUGCAAAGUUUGGUCCGACGUCUGUCUCUUUGCGAAAGCAAGGAUUCGGAAUGAUUGCAAGUAUUGCGUACGGCUUCAAAAGGGUUGGCGCAGGCUGGUGCAUUGGGAUUCAAGAGAUCUCCUUGACACCGACAGGCACGUCCGGGGUGGAGGAUGCCACAGAGCGGUGGGAAAUCGGAACCAGAUCCACGAGUUCUCUACCACUCCCAGCACACCCUCAGCAGAGAAGGCCUCCUCAGUCAUUAUCCUACGCACAUCCAUUCGUGAUUGCGUCCCUGGCCGACAACACAAUCAUGUCGUUUCUAGUGACAUCCACCGAGAACCAGUUGGAGAUGAGCACGGGUCGGCGACUUUGGGGCCACACAGCGGGUAUCUCGAGCUUGCAGGUCAACAGCCGCGGCAAGGCGGUGUCUAUCAGUCAAAGAGGCACCGAAAUCAGGGUUUGGGAGCUCGAGGAUGUUAUGACCAUGGCUGCGCAUCGACGAACGAGCGUUCAAGUCAAAGUGGUAGGAUCGGCGUGGGCGCAAAUCACGGCUGCGUUGGCACAGCGAGCCCAAGGGCUGGGCCUGGCAGUGUCUGAGCUUAGACGAGAAGAGGAAAUGACCCGUGGUCGAUGGGUGGGAUUUGAUGAAGAACAGGUCGUGGUCCUAGGAGAACGAGCUUCGACUCAGGUCAUGUCGCUGUAUGAUUUUACGUAGAUACCUUGAUGAUACCUGUAUUCAUGGGCUAAUCGUGCCAUGUAUGAGAUGAGAUGAGAUGAGUUGAGAAAAAUGAACUUGGGGACCAAAUAAUAAUGGGGACUAGAGGCGGCGAGCGGGGGAAGCGUCCCUGAUUGGGGCUGCAGAAAGGCCGAGGGCUUCUGGGCUGCUAUCACACUCGACAGGGUUGGGUUUUAGGGAUGUUGUCACUAUAGACUGAGGUGUAUAAGGUACUUUGGGUCAG